AUGGCUGAUUUAGUCUCUGGUGACAUAGAAGUGCAACACUCUGGCGAUCCAAGCAGCAAGCGUGGUGGCUGGAUCACUUUUCCCUUCAUCAUCGUUACGUUGUUAGGACUGUCCAUAACUUCUUUCGGGGUGAUACUUAACUUGAUCGUAUUCUUGAUCGAGGAAUUCAACAUCAAGAGCAUCGCUGCUGCUCAGAUUUCAAAUAUUUUCAAUGGAUGUCUUGCCAUGUUGCCUGUUGUUGCAGCCAUUCUAGCCGACUCUUUCUUCGGAGACAUUCCCAUCAUCUUGGCUUCUACAUUCAUUUCUCUGCUCGUAAAUCCAAAACUCAUCGAGGCUCUACUAUCAAUUUAUACAAAAGGCUCACCAUUUCCAAAACGUCUUUUUCAGGGCAUCUCUCUUUUGACUCUUAUCGCAUUUUCGGACUACUUGAGACCUCGACCGUGUGAACCGGGCUCAAUCCUAUGCCAAUCACCAUCAGACCUCCAGCUUGGGAUUAUAUAUGUAGUCCUAGCUCUAGUGACUACUGGAACAGCUGAGACACGAGUGGCUUUGGCAUCUGCUGGUGCAAACCAAUAUGAGAAACCUAAAGAUCAAGGAACCUUCUUCAACUGUUACUUCCUCAUGGUAAAUACAGGCGCGAUCAUUAGCGCGACAGCAAUUGUAUAUACUCAGGACAAUGCUAGCUGGAAGCUCGGGUUUGGUCUCUGCGCUGCUGCUAAUUUAAUCAGUUUUAUCCUUUUCAUCUCCGGGAAGAGACUUUACAAGCAUAACAAACCUAUGGGAAGUCCCUUCACAAGUCUAGUCCGUGUUAUAGUCGCUGCUACAGUGAAAAGAAAGGCUGUUAUCUCAUCCAAAGACGAAGAUUAUUACCACCAUGGGCUCGGACAAAAGAACAAGAAUUCUGCUGUAGUGCCCUCCCAGAGUUUCAGCUUCUUUAACCGUGCAACAUUGAAGACGAAAGGGGAGAGUGGCGACACAACUAAUAACAAAUGGAGACUAUGCUCUGUUCAGGAAGUAGAAGAUUUCAAAGCCGUUCUUCGACUUCUUCCUCUGUGGCUAUCCAUCAUCUUUGUUAGCAUUCCUAUUGCUGUGCAAUCAAGCUUGAUGGUACUCCAAGCUCUAGUUACGGACCGUGUGCUUAGCCCUCACUUCAAAGUUUCGGCUGGAUCUAUCCAAGUUAUAGCAAUCAUCUUCUCAUGCAUCUUUAUCAUAAUGAACAACUGGCUUUUUUAUCCCAUGUACCAUAAGCUAACCAACAAGGUCAUGACUCCGCUUCAAAAGAUUGGUAUGGGCCAUGUUUUCACAAUCCUAAGCAUGGUGAUCUCCGCGGUUGUGGAAUCAAAAAGGCUGAAAACAGUUCAAAAUGAGCAUCUCAUGUCAGUGUUAUGGCUGUUUCCUCCUUUUGUGAUAUUAGGAAUAAGCGAAGCCUUUCAGUUACCGGCCCAUAUUGAAUUAUUCUAUGGAGAAUUCCCAGAGUCGUUACGGAACACGGCGACAUCAUUGACCUCACUAGUGAUUGGAAUUACGUUUUAUUUGAGCACAGCUCUGAUCGAUCUGAUCCAAAGGACCACUGCGUGGUUACCGGAUGAUAUUAACCACGGAAGAGUUGAUAAUGUUUACUGGGUUUUAGUCACUGGUGGUGUUUUGAAUUUUGGCUAUUUUCUUGUCUGCUCGUGGUUUUAUAAUUACAGAUUCCUCAGGGAUAAUGGUCAAGAACAAGAUCCUAAAGAUGUUAUAAUCUAA
This is a messenger RNA of Brassica napus (rape), 1743 nucleotides long. RefSeq names its product protein NRT1/ PTR FAMILY 2.3-like. Gene Ontology annotation, molecular function: transmembrane transporter activity. The record is from RefSeq and is a predicted model, not a curated record. The transcript has 3 exons. Gene Ontology annotation, cellular component: plasma membrane. Gene Ontology annotation, biological process: transmembrane transport. Bases 1 to 1743 code for a protein of 580 amino acids. Lineage: Eukaryota; Viridiplantae; Streptophyta; Magnoliopsida; Brassicales; Brassicaceae.